This is a messenger RNA of Brassicogethes aeneus, 1394 nucleotides long. The record is from the annotation of a GenBank genome assembly. Lineage: Eukaryota; Metazoa; Arthropoda; Insecta; Coleoptera; Nitidulidae.
CGGCAAACAUAACCCAGUUUUUUUCACAAUAUAACCUCACUUUUUUAUAAAUGUUUUUAUUUAAAAAUGAACAUACAAAAAACACUUAAAAUACCUCUAAGUUGUCCAGUUUAUCGAAAAUAUUGCUCUAAAAUUGAAGAAAACGUAUAUAAACCCGUAAAGAAAAGCGGUAAAAGUCACACAACAAAAAUAAACAACUUCUUUAGAAAAGACCCUGAUUUAGCAGAAAUAAAAGAGUUUAUACCGGAAAAAUAUUUAGAUUGUAAGAGGAAAACAUUAACUGAUAAUUUGUACUUAAUUUGCGCAAAAAUAGCAAGACGAACAGUGAGGCAUGUUAUGCCGGCUAUUAAAAAUAAUACAAAUCAGAUUGUGUGUGAAACAAAUGCCGGUUUGGGGUUUAUCAGUUCAGAGUUGUUAAGAAAAAAAAUUCCUUUAAUUAGGUUGUAUGAAAGUUGUCCUGAGUUUAGAGAAAUGUUAAAGGAUUUUGAUAAGGAGUAUAAGGGAAAAGUGGAGAUUUUUACAAAAGACUUGUUUUUAUUACAUAGGUAUUCUUGGAUGGACAAAAUUGAUCAUAGUAAUAGAGUUGAAUUAUUGUUAAAAAACGUCCCUAGAAAAAAAUGGACAGAUGAACCUUGCAUGACUUUAAUAGGCCCUAUGUCCAAAAUAGACUUUAUUAAAUAUUUAAUGAGAUGUUUAACAUUACAGAGUGAUAUUGUAACUUAUGGAAGAGUACAAAUAUUUGCAAUUAUGAGACCAAAAUUCUUCACUCUUUUAGAUGCCUCACCCAAAGAUAAUUUACACACAUAUACAUGGACUACAGUUUUGUUUCAGUUGUUUUUUGACUAUGAGUUGCUUGAAAAAUUUGAUAGAGAUAGAUUUUUACCUUGGGAAACAGCAAGCAAUAAAAGUCCUAAAAGAUAUGUAGAUACUAUAGAUAGAAAUAAAAUGUAUUUAGUAAAAAUUAAUUUCAAAAAAGAUUUACCUGUGCCUACAGAGGAUUUAUUACCAUUGUACUUUUUUGUGCAACAUUUUUUCCAUAGAGGGCGUAGGAGAGUUAUACAAACAGUAGAAAAAUGGGUGCCUGGCGGGGGUUUAAACAUUAUAUUACCACAACUUGGUCACGAAAAUUACUGCCAAAACAUGGAUAUAAUGACAACAUUUGGCGAACUCACGCCACAGCAAAUUUUGGGAGUUUUCAGGGAAAUGAGAUGUUGUGAUAAAUACGAAAAUAGCCCAUUUAAAGCAAUGAUAGAAUCGCAAAUGAUGAAACUAGAAACUAUAGAGACAGACUUGCAUGAAAAUGCGAUUUUACACAAAACUUUAGCAGAGGAUAUUGAAGUGAAAAUAAAUGAAUAACUGUUUUAUUUAUCAAUUUUAUAUAAUAAAAAAUAUAU